Messenger RNA from Eremomyces bilateralis CBS 781.70, 1200 nucleotides. Its product is annotated as diphthine synthase-like protein. Bases 81 to 932 code for a protein of 283 amino acids. The transcript is spliced from 3 exons. NCBI's taxonomy places the organism in Eukaryota, Fungi, Ascomycota, Dothideomycetes, Eremomycetales, Eremomycetaceae. Gene Ontology annotation, biological process: protein histidyl modification to diphthamide. Gene Ontology annotation, molecular function: diphthine synthase activity. The record is from RefSeq and is a predicted model, not a curated record.
UUUUUGAGCGCGCUUCUUCACUCAAAAAUUUGAUGUUUUCGGAAGUGACACGGCCCUGUUAACUAAAUAGUCGAGGCGGGAUGUUGUACCUCAUAGGCCUCGGCCUUGCCGAUGAGAAAGAUAUCACGGUGAAAGGCCUGGAAAUUGUCAAAAGAGCUGAGCGAGUCUACUUGGAGGCAUACACAGCCAUUCUCCUCAUUGAAAAAAAUCAAUUAGAAGCUUUCUAUGGCCGUCCAGUAAUCAUCGCGGACCGCGAGUUGGUCGAGACCGGCAGCGAUGACAUCCUCGCGGACGCUGACAAGGUCGAUGUCGCCUUCUUAGUAGUGGGAGAUCCUUUCAGCGCAACUACGCACGCUGACCUCGUCAUCCGGGCCCGGGAACUCUCCAUCCCAACCCAAUCCAUCCCGAAUGCCUCCAUCCUCACCUCCAUAGGAACCACGGGCCUUCAACUCUACAACUUCGGCCAAACAGUCUCCAUGGUGUUUUUCCUGCCCUCGUGGCGACCAGCAAGCUUCUACGACCGCAUCAAGGAGAAUGUGUCGAUCGGCUUGCAUACCUUGGUCCUUCUGGACAUCAAGGUCAAAGAGCAGUCGCUCGAGAACCUAGCGAGGGGAAGAAAGAUCUACGAGCCUCCGCGCUUCAUGACCGUGGCACAAUGCGCGGAUCAGAUGUUGGAAGUGGAAGAAGAGAAGGCUGAGGGUGUGUAUGGGAAGGAGUCAUUGGCCGUCGGUGUCGCCAGGGUUGGCUCGAGUGAUCAGAGCAUUGCGGUGGGUACUCUGGAGCAGUUGAAGAGCGCGGACCUGGGGAAGCCUCUGCAUAGUCUGAUCCUGCUAGGAAAACGGGUACAUGACUUGGAAAGAGAGUUCUUGAAACCAUUCGCAAUCGACGUGGCGUCAUUCGAGUCGAUCUGGAAGAGGGAUUAUAACCAUUAACGCAUCCGAUUAUUUAUCGAGCGUGUACCACCGAUGGUUAUCUAGCUAACAAGCUCGAUUCCGAUGGAACUAUACCGUCAUUUCAGGUUUGACUGGCCAUUGGGGACUGGGAGCUUUUGCCGACAAGAUAGUAACCGGUGCCCAGAUUGUCGUGGCUCAGAUCAGGUUUCGAAAGCACCAAGAGAGCAAUGGUGAAGUCAACUGGGCCAUUAUUGUACGUAAGCUACCAAAGUCUGCUUCCGCCUCGAUUGAAGCCGUCUACUUUACA